Messenger RNA from Drosophila teissieri, 1050 nucleotides. RefSeq lists its product as uncharacterized. NCBI's taxonomy places the organism in Eukaryota, Metazoa, Arthropoda, Insecta, Diptera, Drosophilidae. The record is from RefSeq and is a predicted model, not a curated record. The coding region runs from base 247 to 1050 and encodes 267 amino acids. The transcript is spliced from 3 exons.
UGCCCGCAAUGGAUGAGCUCAGAAUUUUGCAACUAAACGAUUAUUGCCUAGAGAGAAUAUUGGAUUUCACUGAAGUAAAAUCACGAAUAAGUUUCGCCCACACAUGUUCGAGAUUCAGGGAUGUUUUUCAUGGCUGGUCACGACGUGGAUACGCUAAUUAUCAUAUGGUUGGUGAUGUUGAACCUUGGGAGUUAACAUUGCUAAGUCUUAUUGCACAAAGUGUUAAAUCACUAAACAUAUUCGCCGAUGAUCUGCAUGCAAAAUUUAGAGUCCAUCCAGAUAAGGCAGAUAUAUCCUCACCCGAUGACCAAACUCCUACUGAAGGCCAUACACGAUUUACCAAAUAUAAGGCAACUGCAUAUACGCAUUCUAUGGCACGAGAAUGUUGGAAAAAUAUUACUGCGAAAUUGCCGAUCUCUGACUGCACUGAGAAUUUUACAUAUAUCGAGGGAAGUGAGCAGUUCAAGUCUACGGAAUAUACUGAAUUUCUUGCCUGAACUACAAGAGCUAAGCUUCAAUAUAGAUCGAUCCACUGAGUCGCCAUUGCUAGUCUGUUAUAGAAAUCAAAGAACAUCUCUGACGACGAUUUUCGAUUUCCUGGCCAGCAAGCAGACACUAAGAGUCCUUCGAGUCAAGGGACAAAUCACAGCCAACUACGAGGCACAGUCGCUCGCAAAUAUAAAAUCAUUAAGGAACCUGGAUUGCAGUUUUAAUAGCCCUGAAUUGGUGAUAUAUCUAACGUCACUCACCUCUUUGCAGAGCUUGCGAAUAACGUACCUUCAUCAUAUAGAUAUAUCUGCAACAUACCUGGAAGUAAUACGGCAGUGCAAAGAUCUCCGGUUUCUACGACUAUUCGACAGCAAUAUAAAUCCUGACUUUGUCAAUAAAGCAUCUGAAGUAUUAUAUGAAAAUGAGUCAAAGAAGACGUUACAACUACUAAUUCACGGACAGCAUGAUACAGAUACGUUAAAUGAUUUUAAAGCAAAAGCCUCGGCCAGCAAUAAUCUGAUGUUCCGUUCAAUUGCAGCCUUUGAUCUAUUAACAUUAUAA